Zophobas morio is the source of this 2731-nucleotide messenger RNA. RefSeq lists its product as uncharacterized. Gene Ontology annotation, molecular function: potassium ion leak channel activity; outward rectifier potassium channel activity. The transcript has 3 exons. Bases 257 to 2389 code for a protein of 710 amino acids. Lineage: Eukaryota; Metazoa; Arthropoda; Insecta; Coleoptera; Tenebrionidae. Gene Ontology annotation, cellular component: plasma membrane. Gene Ontology annotation, biological process: stabilization of membrane potential; potassium ion transmembrane transport. The record is from RefSeq and is a predicted model, not a curated record.
AAAGAUCAACAUUCAAAGUUUCGCAACGCAGCAACCCUUCGUCAAUCGAAUAAUUAUCUGAUAAACAAUGUGUAACGAAAAAUCCAAACCACGUACCGAGUAAACUACAAAUCCUCUUAAUCCCUCCCUGGUCGAAUAAUUUUGCUCUCUCUUCCAUUUAAAAAUAUCCUCAAGUUCCGCGCUCCAUCUACCUCGCUUGCCACUAACUCCGUCCAAAUCCAGCCUCAACCUCUAAAUUUAGCUUAGUCUCGAAAUAAUGGAUACAUCGCAAGCACCUCCGGAACCUCCAAGCGAACCGACUCAAGAAAAUGAAGAAAAAGAAAUCGACAUGGCGAAAAUCGAGGCGAUGGUGACUCCGGAACAAGUGCACAGUGCGUCGAUAGCGAAGAAACGACGGACUUUCACGAAACGACGAAGUGCCAAUCGACGGGAUCAAACACCUCUCAAAGAAAUCGACGACAAGGCGACGACCACCGACGAGGAUGUGCCCGAACAGCGACCGAAAACGCCCGAACGGAGAAGGAGGAAGAGAACUGUGAGUAAACAAGAAGAAACAAAAUCGGAAACGGAAACCGACAAAACGGAGACUGUGGAAAAGCCGGAAACAAAUCAAAACGAAGACAAACCAAAACAGGUGACGACUAAAAAGUCGCACAGUUUCAGCAAAUCCACAACGGAGGAAUACAAGAAGAGGGAGAGCUUGACGGAUAUGGCGCAAGCGGAAGUUGUUAACCUGUUGAACAAAACGAAGAAAGGAAUUAGUGCGGCGGCUACCAGAGGGCGCGAGAAGUUGAAAAAGUUUGAUAAAGAGAACGUGAAGAGGAGCCAGUCUGCACCUCAAGGCUUCACCCAAGAAGAACUGAUUGAGAGUUUUCGGAAAGCACAACUUUUGGAUAAUUCUAAGAGUAAAGAUGUGCCAAAAGAGGAAGAAGUUAUACCAAAAGAAGAAGAAGCUAUGCCGAAGGUUGAAGAGCCUGCUCCCAAACCUCCACCAAGAAAAGCUUCUGAUGUCAGUGUAGAUGAACCAGCUACUCCGAAACCGUUUCGACCAGAAGUUCAAGAAUUCGUGAGACAAAGAAAGAAACAAAGAGCAGUAACGUCGACCAAAAUUGUAGAAAUUUUAGAUCCGAGAACCUCGAAUGUGAUAGCAACCAGAGCUGUGGUUACACCAGACUUUCGUCUUAGACAACUGUUUGGUGUGAUACGGGUCUUCACCGUAAAAGAAUUAAUAACUAAUUUCCGAUUGUUCAAACAAGACAUGAAAGACGAAUGUCGAAGAAUUAGGAUUUUGAGGAACAAAUGCAUGUGCGAACUUUUCUUAAUACUGAUAUUCUGUGGACUAGGCGGUUAUUUAUUCAAAUUUAUCGAAGGUACAUUCGAAUAUUUCUACAAAUGCGGCGUCAAAAGAGUAAAAAGAGAUUUCAUAGAUUUAUUGUGGCUUAGAAGCCACAACUUGAGAGAAGAAGACUGGAAAUCUUUAGCAAGAACAAAACUACGAGUAUUUGAAGAGGAAUUACAUGCUGCACAUGAAGCUGGAAUGAAGACUUACAGUGGUCAAAGAUCUUGGAGUUUUCUUAAUGCUGUAGUAUACUGUCUUUCAAUUGUUACUACUAUCGGUUAUGGUCACAUCUAUCCUGAAACCAAGACUGGAAAAGCGCUCACUAUCGUCUAUGCGAUCAUCGGCAUCCCUCUGUUCCUUCUAGCGCUAACCGAUUUCGGUAAACUCUUCACCAGAUGCAUCAAAUUCCUUUGGUCCUUCGUACGACGACUCUAUUACACCGGAAGCUGCAAGAAAGUCCGAAAAACAGCACACGUAAAGGAACUCGUCAAAGGCGCCCAAAUGAUGUACGAAAUCGCCACUUUCCGCCGUCCCUCCAUCUUCUCAGAUGCCGAAAACCCAGACACACCAUCUACCGACCAACUUGAAACUCCAAUAACACCUGCCAUGUCCAACUUCGAGAUUGAUGACGAAUUCAACUUACCUAUUUCUUUGGCCAUCUUUAUCCUACUGUUAUAUAUUUUCUUGGGGGGUUUAAUUUAUUGUUUGUGGGAAGGCUGGGGUUUCUUCGAUGCUUUCUACUUUGUUUUUAUAUCUAUGUCGACUGUCGGUUUUGGUGAUAUGGUGCCUAAUAAUGCGGCUUGUAUGAUUGUCUCGAUUGUAUAUUUAGUUUUCGGAUUAGCACUUAUGUCAAUGUGUAUUAAUGUGGUACAAGAUAAAUUGAGUAAUACUUUUAAGCAAGCUUCUACGAAAAUAGGGGCUACUAUUGGUCUUGCGGUUGCUGAUGACGAUGGUAGUAUUAGUACGGUUGCUCCAGGAAAGGUAGAAGUACCGGAAGUGCACGAUUCGAGAAGUUUGGCAAGUGAGGCUAGCGUUAAAAAGGAGAGUUAAUUAUCUCUUCAUUUCCAGAUUUGUACAUUAUCUUAUAAAAGUUAAUUUAUUUCUUUACUUACUUGUGACUAUAUAUAUUUAUUGUGUCAUAAAUUACUGAGUAUGUACCUCAAAGAGUUUAUUAGUCUGCCUUGCAUAUUUUUGAUCCACAAAGUGCGAGACAUACAAAUAAGCUUCAGCGAGAUUAUUUGACUUCAUCGUAAAAGUAACUAAGAAGAAGGUUGUGCUUUUUUACAGCACCAACGCGAAUAAUCUCGCUAUAUAUGUUCUAAAACUUUACUAUUCUGUGAAUUUAAGAGUGAUAAUAUUAUAGAAUAUAGGUCUUCCAAGGAAUUUUCCAAG